Molecule: messenger RNA, 1465 nt
Organism: Musa acuminata subsp. malaccensis (wild Malaysian banana)
Lineage: Eukaryota; Viridiplantae; Streptophyta; Magnoliopsida; Zingiberales; Musaceae
Source: RefSeq, a predicted model, not a curated record
UUUGCUACCCACCCCUCCCCAAAACCUCCCUCUCCCUCUCUCUCUCCUUCAGAGGUAUUUAUCGCCGGAUCUGUUCCUCUCCCUAUAAAAGGCCCAUUUGUUUGGAAUUUUUCCGCCUACGUCACCACUUACCCACCAUUUCCCGCCCAAAUCCGUCCGUCUCCGACCUCCAAUCGCCCGAGCUGAGAGGAUUUGCGGCGUCGCCGGCGGAUUUUAUGUCGAAUUGGGUCAGAUCGUGAGAUCAUUAUGUCUCCUUCGUUCCUGCUACGGUUUGAUCAUAUUUUCUGCUUCCAGUCCCCGGAGUGACCCGGCAAAUUAAUAGAUCGUGCUGAUCCUUUUAUAUUUGUCGGCUGCGUAUUAGAUUUCCGCUAUUUGGCCUGUUGUUGAUUUGGAGGAGCAAAUAUUUGGUGAUUUCUGUGUGUCGGUGGAAUAUUUUUCAAGAUCGGUCCUUUAUAGAUCGAGUAAGGUCAUUUGAGGAGAUUGGAAAUAUAAAGGUGCGAUUUUGAAGAGCGUUGAUUGGGUUGAGGAGAAGCGAAGCUAUAUAUAUUCUAGAACGUUGGUGUUGAUUGAUUAUUUAGGAGGAAGAUUUGGAAAGUGGAGCAUGGCUGAUCAGGGCCUGGAAGGGAGCCAACCGGUCGAUCUCUCCAAGCACCCUUCUGGCAUUGUUCCCACGCUUCAGAAUAUUGUUUCAACUGUUAAUUUGGACUGCAAGUUGGAUCUUAAAGCAAUUGCUCUACAAGCUCGUAAUGCUGAGUACAACCCCAAGCGUUUUGCCGCGGUUAUUAUGAGAAUAAGAGAGCCAAAAACUACUGCAUUAAUAUUUGCAUCAGGAAAAAUGGUCUGUACUGGAGCGAAGAGUGAGCACCAAUCCAAACUUGCAGCAAGGAAGUACGCCCGAAUAAUUCAAAAGCUUGGUUUUCCUGCUAAAUUUAAGGAUUUCAAGAUUCAGAAUAUUGUCGGUUCAUGUGAUGUCAAAUUUCCAAUAAGACUUGAGGGCCUUGCAUAUUCUCACGGUGCCUUUUGCAGUUAUGAACCAGAGCUCUUCCCUGGUCUGAUCUACCGGAUGAAGCAGCCAAAGAUUGUGCUCCUCAUAUUUGUCUCAGGAAAAAUUGUUAUUACUGGAGCUAAGGUGAGAGAUGAGACAUAUACAGCAUUUGAGAACAUAUAUCCAGUUCUAACUGAGUUCAGGAAAAGCCAGCAAUGAUAAUAUCAACAAGCCUGACAGUUCUUUCACCUAUGCUUUUAAAUAUCUGCAUGCAAUUUCCAUCAGACUGGUGCUAAUAUCCUGGAGUCAGAUCUGUGCAAAUGGAAGACAUCCUUGGGGCGACACGAGCGAGGGAGCUAAGUUAAUACCUGUACUGUGAGUUGUUCUUCGAGACUGUACAUCCUGUCGAAGAGUUGUAUGAGAAAACUGCUUGUUUUAAGAUUUCAAGAUAUGAAUAAGAACAUGUCAUUAACAGUUUCC